This is a messenger RNA of Cantharellus anzutake, 2079 nucleotides long. RefSeq names its product laccase. The coding region runs from base 204 to 1748 and encodes 514 amino acids. The transcript has 17 exons. Gene Ontology annotation, molecular function: oxidoreductase activity; copper ion binding. Lineage: Eukaryota; Fungi; Basidiomycota; Agaricomycetes; Cantharellales; Hydnaceae. The record is from RefSeq and is a predicted model, not a curated record.
CUUCUAGCCAUUUACGGCGUUCUGGCGCAAGUGCCCGAAUAUGCUGAAUUAUGACACAUGCAGAAGCAAUUGAAGAGCAGAGCCGAGAUAGUAACACGUUACGUUUGCCCUAGGGAUUUAUACAGGGCAUCAAUUUCUCUUAUAGGGGAGACUUGCCUCAUGGGCAGCACUCACCCCCCCCAACAUUGGUUGAUACUAUCAUUAUGCUCAACUUUCUUGCAUGCAUUCUAGCGCUGACGCUGGGAUCUGCGAACGCUAAACAACGACAUUAUACUCUCAACAUCUUGGACGCCAACGUGAAUCCGGAUGGGUAUACAAGGCCUGCAGUCACUGUUGAUGGGACCUUCGGCCGUCUGCUCACCGCGGAACGCCACGACGACUUUCAAGUCGAGGUCAACAAUCAGUUGAGCGAUCCUAGGAUGCUCAAAGGAACUUCUAUUCACUGGCAUGGCAUCUUCCAACACCGUACUGCCGCAAUGGAUGGCCCCGCGUUUGUCACUCAGUGCCCAAUCGCUUCGGGGUACAGUUUCAAGUACAAGUUUCCCACUGGAGGGCAAACUGGGACGUACUGGUACCACUCACACUACGCGACUCAAUACUGCGAUGGCUUGCGAGGUCCCAUUGUUGUCUAUGAUCCUCAGGACCCUUAUCAGCGAAUGUACGACGUAGACGACGCGAGUACUGUUAUAACAUUCGCAGAUUGGUAUCAUACGUUUGCUCCAGUACUCUCGGGAGGACCACCUCCAAGACCUGACUCGCACCUGAUCAAUGGUCUCGGUCGCAUUUCGGGUAACACGACACAACCUCUAUCGGUCAUUUCAGUACAGAAGGGAAAAAGAUACCGCAUGCGACUCGUCAAUAUCGCAUGCAGUCCCAACUAUCUUAUAACCUUCGAAGGACAUACGAUGACUGUAAUCGAAGCGGAUGGCAUCACGACCAAGCCUCAGGUUGUGAAUUCAUUGCAAAUUUUCGUGGGUCAGCGUUAUUCUGUCAUUGUCGCCGCAGAUCAACCCAUCGGCAAUUACUGGAUUCGAGCUAGCCCUUCGAAUGGUCCGCAAGGCUUCGUCGGUGGAAUCAAUUCCGCCAUUCUUCGUUACCAAGGUGCCCCUGUGCUGGAACCUAAUGGUACUGCACAAACUUUAGGAACAACACUUCUCGAACAAAAUUUGAUACCUUACUCAGACCCCACACCCCCUGGUGGUCAUAAUCCUCCUGACGUACCCCCCUUCGUUUUCAACAUAGUAUUCAGUAACGGUUCGUUCCUCAUAAAUGGUGCCUCCUACGAAUCCCCUUCUGUUCCAAUUCUUCUACAAAUUCUAAAUGGAGCGGAUCCCAAGGAUCUACUCCCCAAGGGAUCUGUAUAUGUCCUACCGAGGAAUAGCGUGAUCGAGAUUUCUGUUCCUGGUGGAUCGCCUGGGGCUCCGCACCCCUUCCAUCUGCACGGACAUAAGUUUAGCGUUGUCCGCAGCGCAGGGCAGACCUUGUAUAAUUACGACAAUCCAGUCCAGCGAGAUGUCGUUUCGACAGGCAAAUCAACAUCGGAUUUCACCACGAUUAGAUUCAGAACGGAUAAUCCUGGUCCUUGGAUCUUCCAUUGUCAUAUUGACUGGCAUCUUGGAAAGGGUCUGGCCGUCGUCUUCGCAGAGGAUCCUGCGGGACAAGUGAAAGGACCUCAAUCUCAGAAACACAACAAGGCUUGGGAUCAAUUAUGUCCUAUUUGGGAUUCGAUUCCCGAUUCCGAUCAUUGAGGAGCGACACUGUGGUAAUAAUUGUCUGAAGCACUUGCAUGUCUGGUGCAGUCCGAGAUAAACUAUCUAUUUUCGGUUGCGACUCACUGGCAUCUUUCUCGCACCUUCGGACCUUAUGCGUAGAUCUUGGGGACUUUUUCAAUUAUUUAUCUGCUACCAAUAAUGCGUCAGCUUCAUAUUUUGCACCAGAGACUAAAAUAUAAUAAUAGUUACAUAACGCCAAUUUCGUAGCUCUGCACUUGACCAGCUGGUUUGAAGCAUGCUAGCAGCAAGUUUAUUACGGAAUUGUGACACGCUGGCAAUAGCUGUAUUAUACUAUAAUAUAUCACGG